CCAGCACCUGUGGCCCUGUCCUUCCGUCCCUCUCUCCACCUGCCUCUCAGCCCCACCUCUGUGCUUCCCUCCUGCCUUCCUCGCCCCUCUCUGGCUCCAGGUACCCCAUCUGUGCACCCCUCCGCCUCCCCUCUUGCCUCUCUCCGACCUGCUCUUUGGUCCCUCCUUGGACCUGCCUCUCGGUCCCCAGUCUGUGUGGCUCUUCAUCCCUCCGCUUUUCCCUCUCUUUUCCUGUACCCCCUCCACCUGCACCCGGCUACCCCAUUCGUUCGCUCUUCCACCCGCGCCCCCGCUGCCGGGUCCUACCACCACAGACACCUUAGCUGGGGACCCAGACCCAGACUUGCCCUAGCCUACCCCCUCCGCCUCCACUCCCGCCGGGCUUUCAACCCCUUCCCCGCCGCAGCCAUGUCCAACAACAUGGCCAAGAUCGCGGAGGCCCGCAAGACGGUGGAACAGCUGAAGCUGGAAGUGAACAUCGACCGCAUGAAGGUGUCGCAGGCCGCCGCGGAGCUCCUGGCGUUCUGCGAGACACACGCCAAAGAUGACCCUCUGGUGACACCGGUACCCGCUGCAGAGAACCCCUUUCGCGACAAGCGCCUCUUUUGUGUCCUGCUCUGAGCCUUCCCUACAGCUUACCCUCCCUUGCCGAAAUAUGAAUCCAAUAAACGUGGUGACUGGUGGCA
This is a messenger RNA of Phyllostomus discolor (pale spear-nosed bat), 686 nucleotides long. RefSeq names its product G protein subunit gamma 8 (gene GNG8). Gene Ontology annotation, cellular component: heterotrimeric G-protein complex. The transcript has 2 exons. The record is from RefSeq and is a predicted model, not a curated record. Lineage: Eukaryota; Metazoa; Chordata; Mammalia; Chiroptera; Phyllostomidae. The coding region runs from base 409 to 621 and encodes 70 amino acids. Gene Ontology annotation, molecular function: G-protein beta-subunit binding. Gene Ontology annotation, biological process: G protein-coupled receptor signaling pathway.